CCACUGACGGCAAUGCUGGCUUGCUUGCGGAACCCCAGGUUGCCAUGUUCUGUGGCAAGCUGAACAUGCACAUGAACGUGCAGAAUGGGAAGUGGGAGUCCGAUCCAUCGGGGACCAAAACGUGCAUCGGCACCAAGGAAGACAUCUUGCAGUAUUGCCAAGAAGUCUACCCUGAACUGCAGAUCACCAACGUGGUGGAAGCCAACCAACCAGUGACCAUCCAGAACUGGUGCAAGAGGGGCCACAAGCAAUGCAAGACCCACGCCCGCAUUGUGAUUCCCUACCGCUGCUUAGUUGGCGAGUUUGUAAGUGAUGCCCUCCUUGUUCCCGACAAAUGCAAAUUCUUACACCAGGAGAGGAUGGAUGUUUGUGAAACCCACCUUCACUGGCACACCGUCGCCAAAGAGACCUGCAGUGAGAAGAGUACCAGCUUGCAUGACUAUGGCAUGUUGCUGCCCUGUGGAAUUGACAAGUUCCGAGGAGUGGAAUUUGUCUGUUGCCCGCUGGCCGAGGAGAGUGACAAUAUUGAUUCGGCAGAUGCAGAGGAGGAUGACUCGGACGUCUGGUGGGGCGGAGCAGAUGCAGACUAUGCCGAUGGGAGUGAGGACAAAGUAGUAGAAGUAGCAGAGGAAGAAGAGGGGGCUGACAUCGAGGACGAAGAGGCCGAGGAUGACGAGGAUGACGAAGAUGGUGAUGAGGUGGAGGAAGAGGCAGAAGAACCCUAUGAAGAGGCCACCGAGCGAACCACCAGCAUCGCCACGACCACCACCACCACCACGGAGUCUGUGGAAGAGGUGGUGCGAGAGGUGUGCUCUGAACAAGCCGAGACGGGGCCAUGCCGCGCAAUGAUCUCCCGCUGGUACUUUGAUGUGACCGAAGGCAAGUGCGCCCCGUUCUUUUACGGCGGAUGUGGCGGGAACCGAAACAACUUUGACACAGAGGAGUACUGCAUGGCCGUGUGCGGCAGCGUCAUGUCCCAAAGCUUACUCAAGACUACCCAGGAACCUCUUCCCCAAGAUGCUGUUAAACUUCCUACAACAGCAGCCAGCACACCUGAUGCCGUCGACAAAUAUCUUGAGACACCCGGAGAUGAGAAUGAACAUGCCCAUUUCCAGAAAGCCAAAGAGAGGCUGGAGGCCAAGCACCGCGAGAGAAUGUCCCAGGUCAUGCGAGAAUGGGAAGAGGCAGAAAGGCAAGCAAAGAACUUGCCUAAAGCGGACAAGAAGGCAGUCAUCCAGCAUUUCCAGGAGAAAGUGGAGUCCCUGGAGCAGGAAGCAGCCAACGAGAGGCAGCAGCUGGUGGAGACGCACAUGGCCCGAGUGGAAGCCAUGCUCAAUGACCGCCGUCGCCUGGCUCUGGAGAAUUACAUCACUGCCCUGCAGGCUGUGCCCCCUCGGCCUCGUCAUGUGUUCAACAUGCUAAAGAAGUAUGUCCGCGCUGAACAGAAGGACAGGCAACACACCCUGAAGCAUUUUGAACACGUACGCAUGGUGGACCCAAAGAAAGCUGCUCAGAUCCGGUCCCAGGUUAUGACACAUCUGCGUGUGAUUUACGAGCGCAUGAACCAGUCUCUGUCCCUGCUCUACAAUGUGCCUGCCGUGGCCGAGGAGAUUCAGGAUGAAGUUGAUGAGCUGCUUCAGAAAGAGCAAAACUACUCCGAUGACGUCUUGGCCAACAUGAUCAGCGAACCAAGAAUCAGUUACGGAAACGAUGCCCUCAUGCCGUCUUUGACCGAGACGAAAACCACCGUGGAGCUUCUUCCCGUGAACGGGGAGUUCAGUCUGGACGAUCUGCAGCCCUGGCAUCCUUUCGGGGUCGACUCGGUGCCGGCCAAUACAGAAAACGAAGUUGAGCCUGUCGACGCCCGCCCUGCUGCCGACCGAGGACUGACCACCCGACCAGGUUCUGCAGGGCCAGGAUCUUUGGGUUUCUACCGAGGUGGGUGGAGGCAGGAGGUGUUCUUUGCAGAAGAUGUGGGUUCAAACAAAGGUGCCAUCAUUGGACUCAUGGUGGGCGGCGUUGUCAUAGCAACGGUGAUUGUCAUCACCUUGGUGAUGCUGAAGAAGAAACAGUACACGUCCAUCCAUCAUGGUGUCGUGGAGGUCGACGCUGCUGUGACCCCAGAGGAGCGCCACCUCUCCAAGAUGCAGCAGAAUGGAUACGAAAAUCCAACUUACAAGUUCUUUGAGCAGAUGCAGAACUAGACCACCGCCACAGCAGCCUCUCGAGUUGGACAGCAGAAACCAUUGCUUCACGACCCAUCGGUGUUCAUUUAUAGAAUAAUGUGGAAAAGAAACAAACCCUCCCGUUUUCUUCUUUACUCAUUAUCGCCUUUUGACAGCCGUGCUGUAACACAAGUAGAUGCCUGAACUUGAAUUAAUCCACAAAUCAGUAAUGUAUUCUCUCUCUUUACAUUUUGGUCUCUACAUUAUUAAUGGGUUUCGUGUACUGUAAAGAAUGUAGCUGUAUCAAACCUAGUGCAUGAAUAGAUUCUCUCCUGAUUAUUUAUCACGUAGCCGCUUAGCCAGUUGAAUAUUAUUCUUGUGGUUUGUGACCCAAUUAAGUCCUACUUGAAAUAUGCUUUAAGAAUCGAUGGGGGAUGCUUCAUGUGAACGUGGGACUAUAGCUGCUUCUCUUGCCUAAGUAUUCUUUUCCUGAUCACUAUGCAUUUUAAAGUUCGGCAUUUUUAAGUAUUCCAAAUGAUUUCGAGAAUUUUUUUUUUCCAUGAUUGCAUUUUACUGUACAGAUUGCUGCUUCUGCUAUAUUUGUGAUAUAGGAAUUACGAGGAUACACAUUUAUUUCUUUGUGCCUGUUUUAUGUGCACACAUUAGGCAUUGAGAAUUGAAACUUUUUUGUCCAUGUAUCUUUGGAUCUUUGAUAAAGAAAAGAAUCCCUGUUCAUUGUAAGCACUUUUAUGGGGGGGGAGGGGGGCGGGAGUGUUCUGCUGGCCUCAAAUUACCAAGAAUUCUCCCAAAAAAUUUUCCGCAGGACGAUUGUACAGAAUCAUUGCUUAUGACCAUGAUAGCUUUCUACACUGUAUUACAUAAAUAAAUUAAAUAAAAUCACCCUGGGCAAGAGUUUUCUUUGAAGGAUAACUAUGGAUGUUAAAUAUUCACAGUAAUUGGGGGAGGGGGGAGCAGAAAGAGGCAGAUUCAGUUUCUUUUAACCAGUCUAAAACAUUUUAUUUAUGAUAGCAAAAGAAAGUGAGAGGGGAAGGGGCAAAAUCAGGGAAUGGGGAAGUCCUGCCUGGACAAACCCUUUUAAGAUUUGUCUUCAAUUUGUAUAAACUGGUGUUUUCAUGUAAAUAAAUACAUUCUUGGAGGAG
This is a messenger RNA of Puma concolor (puma), 3325 nucleotides long. Lineage: Eukaryota; Metazoa; Chordata; Mammalia; Carnivora; Felidae. The record is from RefSeq and is a predicted model, not a curated record.